Molecule: messenger RNA, 1423 nt
Organism: Ictalurus punctatus (channel catfish)
Lineage: Eukaryota; Metazoa; Chordata; Actinopteri; Siluriformes; Ictaluridae
Gene: clec3ba
Product: C-type lectin domain family 3, member Ba
Exons: 4
Coding region: 242-865 (207 amino acids)
Biological process (GO): biological process involved in interspecies interaction between organisms
Cellular component (GO): external side of plasma membrane
Molecular function (GO): carbohydrate binding
Source: RefSeq, a predicted model, not a curated record
AGUCCCCAUUCGCCCGCGACACUUCCUAUGGUGGGAAGGGAAGGUAUCUCUGUCGCAGCCUCUGCUCUCUAACUGAUGAAAAGCCACAGUACUGCAGUUUACAUUACGUAAUAUACGUGAUUCAACACUCAGCUAAUUACCCUCCAGGGCCGGAAUGUGGUGUGUUAGAGACGCAGACGUACACAGCACAGUUACUCAAGCUCUUGGAUCUCUCUGUUCAGGAUAAGCUUUAGGAGUCCAGAUGAAAGUAAAUAUGAUUUUUAGAGGUGUCGCACUGCUACUGUGUAUCAUGUGUCCUGCACACUGCCUGCUUGAGCAGAACACACAGACAAAGAAUGAAAUGAAAGAUGUGCUGCUGGAAUCAGGAGCUACUCACAGCACUGCCAUUGAAGAGCUGAGGAAACAGAUUGGUGAGAUUGUGAAGGAGCUGAAUGCCCUGAAGGAAGUCCAUGCUCUGCAAUUAGUUUGCCUGAAAGGCAUCAAGGUUCCAGGCAAGUGCUUCCUGGCCAGCCCAGUAAAGAAGAACUUCUAUGAUGCUACAGAUGAUUGCAUCUUACAGGGUGGCAGCCUGGGCACUCCUGUGACCGGCAAUGAGAAUUACCAACUCUAUGUCUAUGUUCAUGAAAUGAUUGGACCCAAGGAACAAAUUUGGCUGGGCAUCAAUGACAUGUUGAAAGAGGGAGAGUGGGUUGAUAAAUCAGGGUCGAGGAUACGUUUCCAAAACUGGGAGACAGAGGUCACCCGUCAGCCUGUCGGUGGUCGCAGCCAGAAUUGUGCCUUUAUGUCUGUCAUAGACAGUGGGAAGUGGUUCGAUGAGAACUGCCGUGCUGUGAAGGCCUUUGUAUGUGAGUUCAAUAUUGUCUGAGUUCCUGUUGGUCCUUAUUAUCCUAAACAAUGUCCUUUACACAUGUAAGUAAAAGCUUGUCAGAAAUGGUGCAUCAUAAAUUCAGACAACUUUGUAUACUGCAUUUGUAUUCAAAGCUCUUAAGACUAAACAUGGCUUCUAACAAGUAAGAAACAAGAAGAAGUUGAUGCCAACAGCGGUGAUGGGGAUGCUUCCACCAACAAGUCAAGUCUUUUUUGUAUGCCAGAAAUGCCUUUAAAAUAUACUUCAAACAGGAAAGAAGCUAUUGACGAGAGACAAUUUCAGACAUUUGACCUUGCUUGGAGUUCAUCAGAUGGAAUCAGUUCAUCUGCUGGUUACAAUGAUAAUGCCACAUAAAUCCUAUAAACAUUCAGCCAAUCAUUCUUGAGAUAUCACAUUAACAAGAAUCUUCAACAGAUGCACAGACAUGGGCGGACAGACAACCCAAAAAACAUAAUGCCUCCACCACUUGGUAGAGGAGGCAUAAACAAAGUGGAGAAGAACAGAGUUAUGUUUUAUCUGUUUAAAAACAAGCAAAUAAAAAGAAUUUUUAUGUGA